Messenger RNA from Trichomonas vaginalis G3, 1125 nucleotides. RefSeq names its product organellar and viral DNA polymerase type B. The transcript has a single exon. The record is from RefSeq and is a predicted model, not a curated record. Bases 1 to 1125 code for a protein of 374 amino acids. Lineage: Eukaryota; Parabasalia; Trichomonadida; Trichomonadidae.
AUGAAUGAGAAACAAAUUCUCGGCGUUGCUGGUAGCAGUAAUGAUGUACACCUUAUGACAUUAGAAUAUUAUAACGAACAUAAAGAUGAACUGAAAGGAGAGAAGGGUGACACCGGACCUCAAGGACCACAAGGAAUACAAGGAAUACAAGGACCUCAAGGCGAAAACGGUUUGGAUGGUGAAGAUGGAAAGGAUGGAAAAACUGCUAAAUCAUGGAUAUGGAACCUUAUAAAUACUGGUUUAACAGCUGCUUCAUAUGAAGUUCUUCAAUACCAAAUCGGAAAGAUAUGGGCAGUACUUGGUGAAGAAGCUUUAGAUGACGUUAAAAAUGCUUUGAACUUCAUUUCAAAUGGUUCGGAUACUAUUAAAACUUUAUCUGUUUGGAUGCAAGAAACAAGGAGUCAAAUAGAUACUGUAAGACGUAUAGCAAACAAUGCACGUACGGGAUUGGAUACUUUACGAGAAGCACAAAAUACACUAAAGGAAGCAAAUGAUAUUCUUGGCUCAGUAUCAGACAUGCAUGAAGAUUGGCUUAAAGGUAUUGACAAAUCUUUAAAAAAUCACAGUCAGUCUAUUGCUGACUACAAGAAAAGUAUAGAUUUUUUACAUAGUGCUAUGGACGUACAUGAUGGAAGCAUAAGGAACUUACUUAAUGCUAACAAUAACUUACCAGGAACUAUUAAAGCAUUUAUAAAGUCCUUUGUAAAACCUGGUGCUCUAACAUUUAGGUCUUUGAGAGCAAGAGCAUUGAAGUCAAGAGAUGCAGAAACUCCAACAGAAACUCCAACAGAACCUACAGAAGGAACUGAAACAACAGAAACUCCAGAAGAACCACCAAAACCAACAGCUAAUGAAAUAUUGUUCGAAUAUUUUCCAAAGUACUCUGUUCUCAUUGCAUACAUUCAAGAAAUACUUAAGAAAGCAGACUUGACUUUAGGAGAUGAUGAAAGUUCUGUAUAUCUUUCGUUCCAGUUUCAAAUAGCAAAACUUUUGAGACAGAUAUGCUUAAUGUAUGACAACAUCUCUGAUUUCGCAAGAUAUGAUGACGACCAUGACCCCGAACACGGUGAAGAAGAAGUUUUAUUGACACCAAAGAUGGCGAAGUGGAUGUUCUUCAAGAGCUGA